AUGGAUUUGAGACUAAUUCUAAACCGUGAUGACUGGUUUCCGCCCACGUUGACCAACCUUGCCCAUGCAGAUAAAACCACUUCUAGGCUGAAGGGUAGGUUAACCCCAACCCAGAUAGACAUGUUUAGGCAAACGUGUUUCGGUCCCAUUUUGGACAUGGACGUAGUUUUUAACGGACCAUUAAUACAUCAUCUAUUGUUGAGAGAGGUUGAAGAGCCUAGGCAGGACAUCAUUAGUUUCGACCUGUUUGGGAAAAGGGUCUCCUUUGGUAAGCGGGAGUUUGACCUAAUCACCGGCCUCAGUUAUAGGAUGAUUAGGGUAGAUAACGAUAUUCCUGGCCGACGACUUCGAGCACGUUACUUUAAGGAUAGUGUCAGGGUUAAGUGUAGUGAGUUAGAGAAGAUUUUUAUGGAAACAGUUUUUUACGACGAUGAGGAUGCUGUCAAGGUUGGCAUAGUUUACUUCGUCGAGCUUGCCAUGAUGGGGAAGGAGAGGAAGCAGUUUAUAGAUGCGACCCUUUUAGGGGUUGUGGAUAGGUGGGAGCUAUUCUGCAAUCACGACUGGAGUUCGUUGAUUUUCGAAAGAACACUUUGGAGCCUGAAGAACGCCGUGAAUGAUAAACUGCCGGCGUACCAAUAG
Momordica charantia (bitter melon) is the source of this 639-nucleotide messenger RNA. RefSeq lists its product as uncharacterized. NCBI's taxonomy places the organism in Eukaryota, Viridiplantae, Streptophyta, Magnoliopsida, Cucurbitales, Cucurbitaceae. The record is from RefSeq and is a predicted model, not a curated record.